This is a messenger RNA of Striga hermonthica, 1110 nucleotides long. The record is from the annotation of a GenBank genome assembly. NCBI's taxonomy places the organism in Eukaryota, Viridiplantae, Streptophyta, Magnoliopsida, Lamiales, Orobanchaceae.
AUGGAGUCUCUUUCCAGCUGCCUCUCAGUUUCUCCUCCAUUACUAAACCCUCCCAAAACCCCCAAAUCACAUCUUCUCCUCCCAAAUUACAACCCAAAAAUCAUCUCUUUCCGUGGCUCCUCUCCCACCAAUGAAACCCAAACCCUAAUUCACAAAUCCAUCAAUAUUUCCAACCCUACUGGCAUUUGCCCCAAUUAUUUCCAAAAUUAUCUCUCUUUCCUCAAACCCCACCAACUAUUUCUCAAGCCUCACUUCUCAUUUCCAUUUUUCGGACUUUUUUCCCCAUUUUCUUGCCUCGCUUCUGAAUCUGCUGUUCUUCCCGAUGAAGGAGUCUCCAACAGAAUUAGCCUGGAGUCCGUCGUGGUCGCCGUUGACAACUUUUUCAUUCGAUACCCCUUUUUCGUGGCCACGGUGACGUUCGUGUGGUUGGUUGUGAUCCCUCUGACCGAGGAGUAUAUGCAGAAGUACAAGUUUAUCUCCGCCAUUAAUGCGUUUAAGAAGCUGCAGGACGACCCGGCUUGUCAGUUGCUGGACAUAAGGGACGGUAAGAGCCUCGCCGUGUUGCGCUCGCCCAAUUUGAAAAUCCUGCGCAAGAGUGUGGCCCGGGUCGAGUUUCGGGAGGGAGACGAAGAUGGUUUUGUGAAGAGGGUAUUGAAGAUUUUUGAGGAGCCAUCUGAUACAAUUGUUUGUAUCUUGGACAAUUUUGACGGUAACUCUUUCAAAGCGGCCGAGCUAUUGGUGAAAAACGGGUUUAAAGAGGCUUAUGCAAUUCGGGGAGGGAUCCUAGGACAACAAGGAUGGCAGGAUAUACAAGAGACCCUUUUACCUCCAUCUGUACAUAUCUACCCGACAAAGAAGUCCAAGAAGCAAAAGAAACUGGAUACAAAUGGAGGGAUGACAACUCAACAGGAUGGAAAUGACGAUGCAUUUUCGAUAAAUAAAGUUCUCGAUGCUGAAAACACUGUUAAUGUUAAUGAAACUGAAAGUGAAGAUGUUACUUUGAGUAGUCCUUCUGUUGAAUCUAAUAUAGGACAAAGGCCACUGUCCCCAUACCCAAAUUACCCAGAUUUCAGGCCUCCGUCUUCUCCAACUCCAUCAAAGCCAAAAUGA